This is a messenger RNA of Procambarus clarkii (red swamp crayfish), 1056 nucleotides long. Its product is annotated as BTB/POZ domain-containing protein twz. The record is from RefSeq and is a predicted model, not a curated record. Gene Ontology annotation, biological process: protein homooligomerization. NCBI's taxonomy places the organism in Eukaryota, Metazoa, Arthropoda, Malacostraca, Decapoda, Cambaridae.
AUGUUUCUUGGUGUGGACAGGUUCCCAGAGAGCAGACUGGCCCGGCUCUUCAACGGCUCCAUCCCCAUCGUCCUGGACUCCCUCAAGCAGCACUACUUCAUAGACAGGGAUGGCAAGAUGUUCCGUCAUAUCCUCAACUACAUGCGACACGGCCGGAUGCUCCUCCCAGACGACUUCACUGACCACGACCUCCUCCUUGAAGAGGCCAGAUACUUCGAGAUUGACGGUUUGGUCAAGCAAGUAGAGGAGAUGAAGAGAGUUCGUCAGGAGUCUCGCAGGUCGUUGCUCUCGUCGUCCUCGUCACAGUCGUCCUCACAGUCGUCGUCACAGUCAUCGUCCAUCAAACACAAGUCCCUUGUCAACGGUAUCAAGAAGGAGGAUGACAGUCAUGGCUACGAUGUGAUCGCCCUCAACAUCUGUCCAGACCUGGGAGAGAGAGUCAUGCUCUCUGGAGAGCGUUGUGUCAUCGAGGAACUGUUUCCAGAGGUGGCCCAGGCCAUGAUGGACGCUCGCUCCUCGCUCGCCUGGAAUCACGACCAUCGCUUCAUCAUCAGGUUCCCUCUGAACGGGUACUGCAAGUUGACCUCCAUGCAGGCCAUCCAGCGCCUCCUCAACGCCUCCUUCAACCUGGUGACCAGUAACGGGGGCGGCGUGGAGGGCCAGCAGUUCUCAGAGUACCUCUUCUGCCGGAGAGCCCUGCCUCUGUGAUCACUCACUCCCCAUACAACGCCACGAAAAUACGAAAGAAAUAGAGAUAAUUGUUAUAAAUAGAAGAGUGAAUAAUACAAAGUGAGAGGAGAAGGAAGAGAGUAAACAGGGAAUAAUGAAGAAUGCAAAUGGCCAAGGAUUUAUAAAUUAUUUUAGGGGGGGGGAUAUAAUUCCUCACUUUCCCAUAAAUGAUAAAUCACACUAAUUUCUAUAAAAAAAACAAAGUAAUCCUGAAAAAAUAUUACUAUGGUCCACUUUUCUAGCAAAAAAGAAUAUUAGUGAAAUAAUUACAAGCCAAACAAGAUACACAAGUAAAAACAAAAAAAAGAGAUAAAAAAAUAUAUAUAU